CACGCUCGGAUAAGAAAUAUCAGGACAAUGGCAGAAGAAAAGACACCAAUCCCUAAAGAUUUAAAGCGCAAGUUAGAGGAAGCUGCCUCAGGUGGUGAUGUUGCAAAGUUGAAAGAUCUAAUAAAUAAGAAAAACAAUGAAUGGAAAGAGAUUCCUCUUAAUAUUGCAAUAACAGGCGAAUCUGGUGUUGGAAAGUCAAGCUUCAUCAAUGCGAUCCGUGGUAUAUCUGCAGACGAUGAUGGCGGAGCCUAUGUCGACGUUGUUGAAGCAACUACAGAAAUAAAACCAUACAAACAUCCUAAGAAUAAAAGUCUGCUCCUCUGGGACCUCCCUGGAGUUGGAACACCAAGAUUUCCCAGGAGCUCCUAUCUGAAACGAGUGAAUUUUGAGAAGUACGACUUCUUCCUUAUCCUGUCGGCAGGUAGAUUUAGAGAAGAUGAUCUGUGGUUGGCUAAAGAAAUCCAGAGCCUUAAAAAGAAUUUUCAUUUUGUACGCACGCAAAUGGAUGUUGAGAUGGAAAAAGAUAAGAAAGGGCAUCCAAAAACGCAUUCAAAAAGAAAGGUCAUCGAAAAGGUUAGAAUCGAUUGCACAAAAAACCUCAAAGAGCAUGGUCUCACUAAUUCCUCUGUAUAUCUGAUCGACAACUACUCUCCUUUGGACUUUGAUUUUGAUGCAUUAACUAGAGCACUGAUCGAAAAAGCACCAGGACAUAAGAGGGAAGCAAUGAUACUUUCAAUGUCUGUCCUUACAGAUGGGGUUAUCGAACGAAAAGUGGAAACUCUCAAAAAGAGAAUUUAUCUGGUUUCUAUUCUCUCAGCGGUUGGUGGUGCAAUACCAAUACCUGGAUUUCAGGCUGUUGUUGAUUUGGCCCUUCUCAAAAAAGAGGUGGCUUUCUAUCAAAGUCAGCUUGGGCUUGACGCUGAGACAAUUGAAAAACACGCAAGAAUUCUAAACACGGAGUCUAGGCAGUUACAAAAAAAAUUAGGCCUACGAAGUUUUAGUCUGGCAGCGACAGCUGAAGGUAUUGCAAAAUCCGUUUCAGUUGAAGCAGUUUCUAGACUUCUUGGAAGAGCACUGCCCGUGGCAUUCCCGGUUGUAGGUAGUUUGGCAUCCGCGGGGUUAUCAUAUGUAGUUUCUAUUACAAGUCUUGAAUAUUUUCUUAGUAUUUUGUCAGAGGAUGCCAGAAAAAUAAAUUCGGCUCUGCUGAAGAAAUACUUGCAAUCCCGUUUAUAGGCAGUAUUGUAUAUGCUUGGCUGGCUGUCAUAUGGAGUAUCCGUUUCGAGUCUUAAUUAUUUCCUUGGUAUUUUGUCAGAGGAUGUCAGAAAAAAACAACGCAGAAUUGCUAAAAAACUGCAGUAAACAUAAUACUAGGUGAACAAAUUCAUUUAGUUUCGAACCUGAAGAAAUAUUCGAUUUCGGUUUUUAUUAAGAAAGGAACAAAUUAUUCCCUUGUUGACUAAUCGACAUUAAACAAAAGUAUUUUUGUGCAAAAAAUUCAAUUACAUACGAUUCAAAGCAACACUUCAAAGUGUAACCUAUAAAGAAAAAUGAAUCCAUGGAAUAUGAUAAAGGAACUUUCUAGGAAUAUGUUGAAGCAGACUAAAUUGAGACCGAUUUUUGUGCUAAAUUUCGCGUUUUCAAAUCAAAAAUGGAAGCAAACGUUGAGAGUUUAUAUACGCCAGGAAAACUUAUCAAAUUGUGUUUUAUGAAACACUAAAAAAAACCUUGUUCUUGUUGUUUUUAUUGUUCUUCACGUUUUUGUUGUAAUCGAGCACGAUUUACAAAUCUUAAUUAAUUUGCAGAUGAGCUUUACAUGUACGUUGUUUUUCAAAUAAUCGACUGACUUUGCAAAACUAUAAGGCCUUAGCUUAUGAUAUAAAGCUUUACUUGUUCACGAUAUUUCAUAUGUUAUCAUACAUGUAUGAAAUAUAAGCGCUACAAUGAAGUACGGAUUUAACGAAGCAACAGUUUUAGGAGCAAAAUAAGUCUUAUGUUGCAUUAUUAUAUUAUUUUUUUUCUAAAUCUGUAUAAAUCAGGUAGUAUCUACACUCAUUGUUUAAGGUAAUAUUCCUGUAAUAGUAACGUUUAAAAAAAAUGUAUUAACCUAAAACGUUUUAAAGUUGACAUUGUUUUACACUGUGUUGCAAUUUUUGAACAACUUAUCGUGUCUUUUUUUCAAAAUUUUGUACAAUUUAUGAUAUUUCCUCAAGCUCAAAUAGGGACAAAUUUGAAUCACUGUACAUAAAGAUCACAGAGCUUU
This is a messenger RNA of Mercenaria mercenaria, 2260 nucleotides long. RefSeq names its product interferon-inducible GTPase 1-like. Gene Ontology annotation, molecular function: GTPase activity; GTP binding. The transcript is spliced from 2 exons. Lineage: Eukaryota; Metazoa; Mollusca; Bivalvia; Venerida; Veneridae. The record is from RefSeq and is a predicted model, not a curated record. Gene Ontology annotation, cellular component: membrane. The coding region runs from base 28 to 1233 and encodes 401 amino acids.